Molecule: messenger RNA, 3222 nt
Organism: Diabrotica virgifera virgifera (western corn rootworm)
Lineage: Eukaryota; Metazoa; Arthropoda; Insecta; Coleoptera; Chrysomelidae
Gene: Bug22
Product: cilia- and flagella-associated protein 20
Exons: 2
Coding region: 70-669 (199 amino acids)
Biological process (GO): cilium assembly; positive regulation of cell motility; regulation of cilium beat frequency involved in ciliary motility
Cellular component (GO): ciliary basal body; motile cilium
Source: RefSeq, a predicted model, not a curated record
AAAGUUAUCUCUAACCUCAAAUAUUGUUUGUUGACAUGUUGAGCAAGAUGAUUUAAAUCUUUCGUAAAAAUGUUCAAAAACACUUUUCAAAGUGGGUUUCUCUCCAUUCUAUACAGCAUAGGAAGCAAACCGCUCCAGAUUUGGGACAAGAAAUACAAAAAUGGUCAUAUUAAACGAAUCACCGACGAAGAUAUACAGUCUUUGGUACUGGAAUUAAUAGGGUGUAAUGUUAGUACCACGUAUAUUACGUGCCCUGCCGAUCCUAAGAAGACUUUAGGUAUAAAGUUGCCUUAUCUAGUAAUGAUAGUGAAGAAUUUGAAAAAGUAUUUUACUUUCGAAGUCCAAAUAUUAGAUGAUAAAAAUGUAAGGAGAAGGUUCAGGGCCAGUAACUACCAAUCAACUACAAGAGUAAAACCUUUCAUAUGCACUAUGCCUAUGAGGCUAGAUGAAGGAUGGAAUCAAAUCCAGUUUAAUGUGGCUGACUUCACAAGAAGAGCUUACGGAACAAACUACGUUGAGACUCUCAGAGUACAAGUUCAUGCAAACUGUAGGAUAAGACGGGUAUACUUUUCUGAUAGGCUGUAUUCUGAAGAUGAGUUGCCUGCGGAGUUUAAGCUGUUUUUACCUAUACAGAACAAACCAAAAGCACCUCAGACUAUCAGAGCUUAAAUGGUCUCUUGGAAUUUAAGAAGUUUUUCUUAAUGAUCUCAUGUUUCAAUGAUCCAUACAAAAUAUAUUGUGUUUUUUUAGGUAUGUUUAUUUUUUAAAUGGGGAUUUAUAGUGUGAUUUUAAACUUAAAACGCUAAGCUUCAUCUCCUGGUUAUGAUAGGAUUAAAAACGAACAUAUACGAGUUCAUAAUCAUAAUAACGGAGAUACCAUUGUAGCUUAGUGUUCUUCAUUGUUUUUUAUAUACAUCUCAAUACUUUUUCCAUUAUAUUAAGAAAACUUUACUGAUCUUUUUAAGAGAUACCUUUCUUAAAAUCAUCUGGAUACAUUUUGGCAUUUUUUUAUUUUACAGGCUUUUGUUUUAGUUUCACCGGACACGCACCAACUCGCAACUUUUAAUGACAAACAUUUUCAAAUCAAAAUGUAUACCGGCCAAUUCGUAACUUUUCUACUACCUGACCCUGCCAACUCGAAACUUUAUACAGGUGAAUUCGAAACUAUUGCUUAAAUCUUAUACCUCAGGUAUUCAGAUGCAGAAUGCAGAACAGUACCAUAAAUGUUUUUCACUUUUUAGCACUUUCUUUAAGUAAAAUUUAAAAUUAUUUAGCACUAAUAACUUACACCCAUGUUCACUCAUUACGAAAUCUGUUACAAGAAUUACAGCCAUUUUAACAAAAUUUAUUUUUAUUUGCAUUUUCUCUAAUAACUCUUCCAAGAGACACUACAUAAAUGAUGAGUACCUUUUACACCACCUUCAAAGAGGGUAGUUUAUACAGGAACAUAAAUAUCUGGAAUACUGGUAUUAGAUUAAAAACAUCGUCAAGAACUACUUAGAAAAUGAAAAUUACAAAUUCACCGGUAGUUGAUGGGUUAUCGAAAAAUUAGCUGAGGGCCAGAGUGGCCAGUUGGCUUGGAAUUACGAUGGGAGAUUAAAAUAGUUACAAAUUCACCGUUACCCAUUUCACCCAAAGUUUAACUUUAUUGUGUUCCUUAACCCAUUACAGUUUUUAUUACACCUGAUAAAACUUUUGGUAUUUUUCGUUAAUUUUUUUUUGUUAAGGUACUAGUACACUUUAGAAGAUCAAAAAUAAGCAUUUUUUCAAGAAUUUUUUUUCUCGGACACUUUAUUAAAAAUGAACAUAAAACUUUUUACAUAUUAAUAACUAACUCUUAGAAAGUACACAAAAAUAUAUCGUUUUUCAUUUUUGCACGUACACUAAUAUUGUAGAAGGCGCCAAAGUAGAGACCUCGAAAAAAGUAGUUCGGAUGGCGGACAGUUAAUCUCAGGAUUGGGAUCUCUGAAACAAAAAAAUCGUACGGCGUUUGAAAAAGGAAGGUUUCUUAUGUGACAAUUUACCACCGUUAGUGGAAAACUCCGCAAUAAAAAAAUUUACGGAAAUUUGAAAAUUUUUUGAAAACAUCGACCUUUUUCUUCAGUUUUUCAUGGUUAAAAAAUAUUUAUUUUUUAUUUUUUGGUCAAAUUGUGGUAAAUUGUCACGUAAGAUACUUCCUUUUUCAAAUGCCGUACGAUUUUUUUGUUUCAGAGAUCCCAAUCCUGAGUAGUCCGCCAUCGGAACUACUUUUUUUCGAGGCCUCGACUUUUGCGCCCUCUACAAUAUUAAUGUACGUGCAUAAAUGAAAAAUAGUUAUUUAUGAAACAGUUCGGGAAGUAUGCUUUUUGCGAACGCACGCGAUGUUUAGAGCACGAGCGACAGCGGAGCGAGUGAUAUACUUCGCGCAAGUUCGCAAAAAGUACUUCACGCACAGUUUCAUACAAUAUUUUAUCUACGAUAAACAAAUAAAAAAACUGUAACUCUUCGUCACUGGAAUUCAUUUCUAUUCUACAAUUUUUAGAAUUUUGGCAUUUAAAAAUUCUAACUUCUUUCAAACCACAAAACUGUCAAAACAUUUGUUGUAAUUUAUUUCUCAUUAUGUCAUCACCAUGACAACGCGAAAGUUAAGGAUAUUUGAUUAUAUGAAAGUGUACCAAAGACCGUGCGAAAAAGUAAAUCCCGUUUAAAAUACAUUGUUACUUCACGCACACUUUAAAUCCUUCACAGACUGCUAUCUGUAAUGACAGUUUUCACAAACUAAAAACUUAUACAUAAUAUGACUUAGAGCAGAUAAAGAUUUUUUUGUACUCUCUAAGAGUUAGAUAUUAAUAUGUAAAAAGUUUUAUGUUCAUUUUUAACAAAGGUUCUGAGAAAAAAAUUCUUGAAAAAUAUGCUUAUUUUGGUGUUCUAAAAUGUACUAGUAACUUAACUGUAUUGUUAACAUAUCUGACUUAAAUCUUUGUUUUUAAUUACUGCUGUUAUUUUAAAAAUAUUUUUUUUUCUCGUAUUGUUGAGUGAUUUGUUGCCAUAACAAAACUUGAGAUCAUAAAUAUAGGGAGCUAUACACGUAUAAUAAUAUCAAAUGCAAUGAUUUACACAUGAAUUUUGUAUUUUGCACAGAUCCACUGAUUUUUUAUAGUGUCACUCUUGUGGUAUAAUUCUUUGCUGUUACGUUUAUUAUAAGCAUUUUUAUGAUAAUUCAAUAAAUUAAUUGUAAAACUA